CUCAAAUCUCCCCCGCCAUCUUCUCGCAAUUGUCCCUUUCUCACAACACAACACAUCACGGACUGUCUUUUCCUUCACUGACUAUCUCUCCUUCGAAUAAUUAUAGACAGUCAAUCCCUGGGAAUCCUACACAAUGUCUCUCAACUCGGCCAUCAAGACAGCCCUCAAGAAGCCGGAUACCGCGUAUGGCUUCUGGCUCACUCUCCCCGGUGCCGGCGUCGCAAAGACCGUCCUCCGCUCCGCUGCCCAACACUCCAACCGCUUCAGCUGGGUCCUCAUUGAUGGCGAGCACGGGUUGAUUUCGGAUAAGGAUUAUUAUGAGCUCAACAACGCCGUCGCGUCCGAGGGCGCCAGCCCGCUUAUCCGUGUCCCCUGGGGAGAGGAGUGGCUCAUCAAGCGGGCGCUCGACGCGGGCGCGCAUGGAAUCGUUACGCCUAUGUGUCAUUCGGCUGAGGACGCCGCCAAGAUCGUCUCCUACUGCAAGUACCCACCAACCGGAACACGCGGGUACGGCCCCAUGUUCGCAUUGCACUCGUUCCCCGAGGUUCCGGGCCCGCAGUACGAUGCGAAUGCGGAUAAGGAGACUGUUGUCUUUGUGCAGAUUGAGUCGAGGCCCGGCGUUGAGAACGUAGAGAAGAUUGUUGCUGUUGAGGGGCUGGAUGGGGUUCUUAUUGGACCCUUCGAUCUCUCAAAGCAAAUGGGCGUUGAGCGCGGCGGAGAAGAGCACGAGGCUGCCAUUCAGCGUGUGCUCAAGGCCACGCAUGAUGCGGGGAAGAAGGCGGCUAUUUUCUGCUCCAACGGAGUCGAUGCCCAGAGACGUGCUCAGCAGGGCUUUGACCUUGUUUCUAUCAACACAGACGUCGGCGUUCUCGGCGCCGGUAUGCUGCAGGAACUUGGGGUAGCGAGUGGCCAGGCUGCGGAUGGGAAGCCUCGUGAGGGAUACUAGAUGAUUCAUUAUGUAGUGAUGAGAUAGACAUAUAAACGCCUGAGAUGCUAUUGACUGGUCUAUCUUUGUGCAUUCAAAGUAUUUCACAAAGUAAUCUUCUGACACU
This is a messenger RNA of Aspergillus calidoustus, 1052 nucleotides long. The record is from the annotation of a GenBank genome assembly. NCBI's taxonomy places the organism in Eukaryota, Fungi, Ascomycota, Eurotiomycetes, Eurotiales, Aspergillaceae.